CGCCCUCUCCCGCCCCCUAAAACAUGUGUAGUGACCGCCUUCUCUUACUCAGGAAGUGGCAGGAUCCCUGGCCAAUCACCAUAGAACUGGGCCUUCAGGUUAGAUAGUCCCAACCUUACCUUCUGUGUAGAACCGCCGGUUCCAGAUUUAACACGAACGGAAGGAAUAAUCUAAUCUAUGACAUCAGAUCGCUGUGCAACAUUUCUGUCAGUGAACUAGAACGCUAGGUUGAAGAGCUUUAAUAGAAAGAGGUUUAUUAGAAAUAAUAAUACCUGUUUUUAAAAAAAAAAACACCCCUUCCUAUAUUUGCUAAAGCAAACAAACAAACAAAAAACUGGGUACAGGAAAUAAAUGGUGUGUCUCAACCCAAGAAAAUAAUAACAAUGCCUCUCUUUCCUUGUUUUAGGGAAUGCUGUCGAUUUUUUGGAGACAAUGGCUUGACUUUGAAGGUGUUUUUUACCAAGGCAGCACCCUUUGGUGUUCUUUGGACACUCACAAACUACCUGUACUUACAUGCAAUAAAGAAAAUAAACACUACGGAUGUCUCCGUGUUAUUCUGCUGCAACAAAGCUUUUGUGUUCUUGCUCUCAUGGAUCGUUCUCAGGGACAGGUUCAUGGGAGUGAGGAUCGUGGCCGCCAUCCUCGCCAUUGCUGGCAUCGUGAUGAUGACCUAUGCCGAUGGCUUCCACAGCCACUCCGUCAUCGGCAUCGCACUGGUAGUGGCCUCCGCAUCUAUGUCUGCCCUCUACAAGGUCUUGUUCAAGCUCCUCCUGGGCAGUGCUAAGUUUGGAGAAGCCGCCUUAUUUCUGUCCAUUUUGGGUAUCUUCAACCUCCUCUUCAUCACCUGCAUUCCUGUCAUCCUCUACUUUACCAAAGUGGAAUACUGGAGCUCCUUUGAUGACAUCCCAUGGGGAAACCUUUGUGGAUUUUCAGUUCUCUUAUUGACAUUCAAUAUUGUAUUAAAUUUUGGAAUUGCUGUUACCUAUCCCACUCUGAUGUCUCUUGGAAUCGUCCUCAGUGUACCUGUGAAUGCAGUGGUGGAUCACUACAAGCCAGAUUGUCUUCAACAGCGUCCGGGUCAUCGCCAUCAUCAUCAUAGGCCUGGGCUUCCUCCUUCUGCUUCUGCCAGAGGAGUGGGACGUCUGGUUGAUCAAGCUGCUCACCCGCCUCAAAGUGAGGAAGAAGGAGGAGCCCUCGGAGGGCGCAGACCUGGGCUCCGGCCCUCAGAGCAAGAGCAGAAGAGGCCGCCCUUCCUUGGCCCGCUAGGCCACGCUCCAGGACAGGACGUGCUGGGGCCUCACGCGAAUGACUGGGAGGUCUCUUCCUUACGGGAGGAACCUCAGUGGGGCGAGGUGUACAUACCUGUACAGUUUUGGUCAUCUGCGGUAAGUCCUGCGGUAUUUAUUGGCAUGUCCAACUUGCUUGCACUUUUCCACAUCAGACCUUCCACUCCAGGGUACCUCAAGACGGACGAGGGAAGAAGAACCUCUCAGCGCUUUUCCAGUGAAUGUAAAGUGGGUUAAAGUGAUCUUUGCAUAGAUUGUUCUGGAUGAUUGAUGCUCUUGACAAGCCAGGGCAAAUGUUUUGAAUCUUAGCCACCGAACAUGACAUUGUACACUGUGAUUAUUUUUCAGCUAUGGUAGGUCAUAUUUUGUUUUAUACCAGAGCUGCACUCUUAAUUUCAAGGAAUUUCAGUGAACCAAAAGAGAACUGUCAAUUACUGUGGAUGGACGGAUGGACAGAGGGAGGGAGAGAGGGAUGCCUGGGAUGUGAAGAGGUGAGGCAGACACAGAUAACGGACAUCAAACACCGUCAGAGGACGGGCCUGUGCCGGGUCACGGGGAGGGCAGGAUGGGUCCAAGCCCCGGCUGGCCUGCUCUCACGUGUCUGCGUAAGAUCAUGCGAGAGAAAUCACAGUGCCUUCUACAGAAUUUUCAUCUUUACCUAUGUGAAGCGAGGUGACGUGAUAAGUCACUGGCGCUGUCUUAUAAUUUAGAUGUAGAAAUCUUUAGAAACAAAUAAAACUAUUAUCUGUGAGUGCGUGUGCGUGUGCGUGUGCGUGUGUGUGUGUGUGUGUGUGUACCAAAAUGACAAAGGUGAUGGCCAGUGUAUACAGAACGUGUCCGAAGUGUACGAUACGCAUAUAAGGUGGAUUGUGCAGGAGGAGAUUGCUGGUUGCUUUUACUUCCCGACCAAGACUGAAAAACUACUUACUGAAUCCAUAAACCUUUUUAUGAAACUUUUAAGCACCAGGCUGUUUAAUUACACAAUUUAGGUCUGCCAGAAAAUUCUAUCUGUGAUAGAUCUGUAAAGAGGGACAGGGGUUAGAGUUUACUAUUUUUGAAGUUUACAUUGUUACAUAUGAAAUGGAAACCUUAUUUUGAAAUGUUGUCAUAACCUAAUGGUGCAUUCUGUAACCAUUGGAGUCUUUUGUUUGGGGGAGGGAGGGCAGAAGAGGCAUUCAUGACCUGAACUUUUUAGCAAAUUAUUAUUCUCAGUUUCCAUUACCUGUUUGGCCAAACAGAUUAAUAAAAUAUUUGAAAAAGAAGCCUU
Molecule: messenger RNA, 2553 nt
Organism: Carlito syrichta (Philippine tarsier)
Lineage: Eukaryota; Metazoa; Chordata; Mammalia; Primates; Tarsiidae
Product: putative thiamine transporter SLC35F3
Biological process (GO): thiamine transport
Cellular component (GO): membrane
Source: RefSeq, a predicted model, not a curated record